Molecule: messenger RNA, 646 nt
Organism: Aaosphaeria arxii CBS 175.79
Lineage: Eukaryota; Fungi; Ascomycota; Dothideomycetes; Pleosporales
Product: ribosomal protein S30
Exons: 5
Coding region: 44-232 (62 amino acids)
Biological process (GO): translation
Cellular component (GO): cytosolic small ribosomal subunit; ribosome
Molecular function (GO): structural constituent of ribosome
Source: RefSeq, a predicted model, not a curated record
AAAUUUCGCCCACCGACAACACUCUUCAUCACACACAUUCACCAUGGGAAAGGUUCACGGUUCCCUCGCUCGUGCCGGAAAGGUCAAGUCUCAGACUCCUAAGGUCGAGCCUCAGGAGAAGAAGAAGACCCCUAAGGGCCGCGCCAAGAAGAGAAUCACAUACACCCGCCGUUUCGUCAACGUCACCAUGACUGGUGGCAAGAGGAAGAUGAACCCCAACCCUGGCUCGUAAACGGACCGUCGACACCUGGGAGGGAACUAAGGGACGUAUGCAGCUAUGCUAGACAUUUUCAAAGUCAUGGAUUCAAUCUUCUUUCUCGGAAAUUAUAUGGUUAUGACUCUGGAUCAGAGAGCAGGGGACGGGACAGUCUCGACGUGAUUCAUGUUGGCAUGACCACUUGAACACAUCGGUGAUCCCCACGUCUUUGGGAGGAAAGGGGCAUAUUCAUGGCGCAUCAUGUACAUUCGGUUUGCACGACUGCUCUAUGAAAACACUAGCUUUUUCGUCCUGAAAUGUUGCACCUUUGAUUUGAUAUGUGAUAUCUUGACGCGGGACUGCCGCAAAAUACUACUUCAGCUGCACAUAUAUGUACUGUACUGAGCUCUUUCAGGUGUGGAAUCCGAUAUAUACAUGAAUAACUGCAAC